ACAGUCGGCAAGAUGGCAGCCGGUCUUAGCAGUACUGACAGAUCCUCAACAGAUCCUGUUUCCAGCACGUGGGAUGCCUGAUCUAUCGUGUGAAACAUCAUCCACCUCAAACCCGGAACUGUAUCUCCUAGCUCUCCACAGCAGUUCCGUCUCCCGAUUCGCCACGCCCCAGUUCCAUUAUCGACGACCGAAUUACCAAUCUGUACCGACCUGGUAUUGACGCAGGUAGUGUCCUCGAGCGUCUGUGCGGAAACCGGUACUCGUAACCACAUAGUAAAUAAUUAUGUACUGUGUUAAUCAUCAAGCUUUGUGUUUUGUCGUCGAAAGCCUUGGCCCUGUUUCACGGGAAAUCAAUGCCAGUGACAUUGCUGUGUUCAGCGGUUGUGUUUGAUCAUCCGGAGUGUGUGAAUCACGAAGUAUCAGCGCUUGUUUCUACACGAUACUACGGAGUGUAUGUUAAAAUCAGCAGCCCACAAUGUGUAGGUUGUUUGUGAACAUUUACUGAAACGAGUUCCCCUUGUCCACCAUCGACAGUUCUUCGCCAUGACUCGGAGGAGGAACCUACGGAAGCCCAACUUGGAGGCCAUGAGAGCCGCGGUAUCGGGGGGCAACCAAGUCAUGAGACCUCUGUCCCCUGGCGAGGCUCCUCCCCCGGGGGGUCAGGUGUACACCCUGAGGAGAGAGGACCCCCUCCAGGAUGCGCUGUUUCCAAGAUGGAGUCCUGUGUUGGUGGCGGUUGUCACGUUCGUAUUACGGGUGGUGUAUGUGUGUCAGAAGAAGAACUGGUGGGUGCUCCACCCGGAUGAGGUGUUUCAGGGGCUGGAAGUGGCCCACUCCGAGGUCUACGGUUACGGCUUCCGGAUGUACGAAUACCUUCCUCCUCCUGACAGCGUCUUGACGACGGCAGAAGACCAGGAGAACACCCUCGGCUUCUACAGCCUCCGCUCCUUCCUCUACCCACACAUCUACACCAUCUGCUUCGCCAUCGUCGGCCUCUUCAACUCCAACCUCAACCUCUUCCUGGUAGGUCGACUCAUCCACGUGGGCGUGUCGUCGUCUCUGCCCCUCGCAGUCUACCGUCUCUGUGACGUCGUCUACGGCAGCCACGACGUCGCCGUCCUCGCAGCCGUCUUCGUCUCCAGCUCGCUGCACCUCACCAUCUUCGGCACACACACCCUCAUCAACAGCUUCCUAUCCCCAAUCUUCAUCUUCUGUUUAGCAGAAGUGCUCUCUGCUAUCAAACUGUCCCCAUCAGUCAUUCCCAAACCCGCCCCUGGCAUUCAAAAUGGCGGAACCCAACCAAAGGACAAACCUGCCGCCGACGCCAGUGUCAAGGACGUAGGGGCUAAAGGUAAAGAGGUUGUUUAUCUAAACGUGGCACCUCGAAGACUCAGAUAUGCUCUUUGUGGAUUUAUUCUAGGAGUUCUGUGCUACCUGCGGAUUGACCUAGCCAUGUUUCUAGCUGUGUCGGUGACUGGUUGGCUUAUUGUCUGCGUGAGAGGUAAGGACCACCAGAAGGUGGUAAUGUCCUCACUCCUAACACUGACCCUCGGCGCUGUCUGUGCAAUAUUACUAGGCGGCUGUGUGGACUUCGUGUACUUCGGCUGGUUCUUCUUGUCCCCAUACCAAUGGAUUAACUUCAACGUCUUGAACGGCCUCGCAAACAGAGUAUUCGGGAAAGGACACUUUCUGGAUUAUCUGAAGAAUCUAAGCGCAGUACCAUCAGCAGUGUUCCUGAAUCUGUGCACAUUAGGAAUAACACCCGUGUUGUGUUGGUCGCAUCACAAGAAGCUCGUGAAGUUCCGGACCCCCGUGUUAUUCCUUCUAGGCACGUUAAUGAUGCUCUUCACCGCCUACAGCUUCCAGAGUCACAAGGAAACUCGUAUUCUCCACAACGUGUUUGUACUACAGGCCAUGGUUUGGGCAGGUGCAGUGCAUUCAUCUCUUGCUGCUCUGGGUUCUGGGAGAGCUCUGCCUCUCCGACGAAUCUCCUAUGUUCUGGUGACAUGUGUAGUGAUAUUACAAGCAAAUGACUGCUACAAAAACUUCCCCAGCUCAUCUGACAGAUCAAACGCAAACUGGGCCUUCAAUGGUCUUUGGGAAUCUGGUAAUGUGAACGAAUGCCUUGACUACGUGAGGCAGCAGAAUGACGUCACUGGUUUGUUCCUCGAUUAUACUGUCUACGGAAUAGGGGGAUUUUCCGUCCUACGUAAAGACGUGCCCCUGAUAGCUCGAGUUCAUCACGAAUACCACGAAUUCGACCCGAAGCACCUUCCAAAUUACAGACAAAAUAUCGACCCGAAAUUGAGACUAGUUAACAGACUUGCUGACAUCAUGCAUGUGAAACACAGUAGAUACAUACUGGGGAGACUUAUCAACAGCACCCAGUACAACUACAUCAUUACAAAGAACGUCCGCAGAUUCCGAUCUCUGGCCUUCACGAAUGUGUACAACGCUUCGGACUUCAGAGUGCUGAAAUUCUUGCCCCGGAAUCCAAACGCUACGAUCAUCAGCAGACUCAGGUUGAUGAAGGAACUGCAGUCAUUUCCAUUUGAUGGAGAUGCUUCUAUAUUAGAAUUUGAAGGAUCUUGGUUGUUUUCUGUUGGAAGCUAUAAGAAGGCGGUUGACCGCCUCCGUGCCGCCAUCAUCGUCAACGCCAGUCGUAUCCGGCCGUUCCAGCUGAUGAGCCUGUCGUACAGCAACAUGGAUAUGCUUCAGGAAGCUGCUGAUGCUGAACAGCAGUGCUUUGCCCUCCACUCCUUCGGUAAAUGUAUCGAGCCCCAGGGGCGCCUUGUGCUCAGCCCAGACUACAGCUUGGAUAUCUGAGAGACCUAGCUAUUGUUUCAAUUACAGCUAGGUAGAUCUGAGGAGCCAAGCUGGUGUUUCAGUUACAUCUUGACUAUUUUAUACAUCAAACUGAUGGUUUCAGUCAUAAUGUGAAUAUCUUACACGCCAAGCUUGUGUUUCAGAUGCAAAUUGAAUAUCUUACACUCCAAGCUUGAACAUCUGUAUACGCCCAGCUUUUGUUUCAGUUACAUUUUAAACAUCGUACACAAGAACCAAACUAAUGUUUCAGUUACAAUUUCAACAUCGUACACACCAAGCUGAUGUUUCAGUUACAUUUUGAACAUCGUACACAAGAAGCUUAUUAAUGUUUCAGUUACAUUUUGAACAUCGUACACAAGAAGCUUAUUAAUGUUUCAGUUACAUUUUGAACAUUGUACACACCAAACUAAUGUUUCAGUUACAAUUUGAACAUCCGAAUAGCCAAGCUGGUGUUUCAGUUACAAUUUGAACAUGUGACUUUAAGCUGGUGUUUCAGUUAGCUGCAGUAUAAAACGGCAGCGGAUCCGCAUUGUUCCAUGUAAUUAUUAGCGCCGUGCAUGACGUUAUUCCUGAAAUUUAACAAAGAUGUUGUCUAUGUGUUUGCUAGUGGAUGCGGUUCUGGACAUCAUCCGUUGUUUGUACAGAAGCAAACUUUCAUUCCAAAAUAUUUCAACCUUCAACUCCAACCAGGACUUAGUGUUUUGCGCUAACAAAUACACCACGCCUGUUGAGUACAUUUACUGGCAUGAAGAAGACAAUCCAAAAUCAAUAUGACUUCGACUCUUGGACAGUUAGUCUGGAAUUGGCAGGCCUUUCAAACACUGAAAGGGCGGUGGGGUAGCCUAGUGGUUAAAGCGUUCGCUCGUCAGGACGAAGACCCGGGUUCGAUUAUACCUCAUGGGUACAAUGUGUGAAGCCCAUUUCUGGUGUCCCCGCCGUGAUAUUGCUGGAAUAUUGCUAAAAGCGGCGUAAAACCAUACUCACUCACUCACUCACAACAGUGAAGAAGUGUCGUUUUCUGUCUGUGAUCACUUGUUAUUUCGUUGUAUUUAUAAUAUUUAUCAACCUAUGAAUGUUUGUUUGUAUGUCACAAAGCCGUCCAUCGAAAAUACAUGCAUUCCGUCCACAGAGUAAAAACUGUAAAUUGUGAUUAAAUAAAUACUUUCCUUUGAUUAUUGUGA
Haliotis rubra (blacklip abalone) is the source of this 4007-nucleotide messenger RNA. RefSeq lists its product as uncharacterized. Gene Ontology annotation, molecular function: mannosyltransferase activity. NCBI's taxonomy places the organism in Eukaryota, Metazoa, Mollusca, Gastropoda, Lepetellida, Haliotidae. Gene Ontology annotation, cellular component: endoplasmic reticulum membrane. The coding region runs from base 544 to 2826 and encodes 760 amino acids. The record is from RefSeq and is a predicted model, not a curated record. The transcript has 3 exons.